This is a messenger RNA of Colletotrichum lupini, 594 nucleotides long. RefSeq lists its product as uncharacterized. The record is from RefSeq and is a predicted model, not a curated record. NCBI's taxonomy places the organism in Eukaryota, Fungi, Ascomycota, Sordariomycetes, Glomerellales, Glomerellaceae. Bases 1 to 594 code for a protein of 197 amino acids. The transcript has 3 exons.
AUGGCUCAGAUGCUUUCCUGCAACCCGAGAGACGGAAGCCCUGGAUACGAAUCAACCCUCGUCGCAUUGCUUCACUUUUUCUUCCUUCUUGCUCUGAGACAACUGCUCUCCCCUGCUACGGUCUUUCCCGUCUCCCCCGCCUGGAUCUGGACCUGCAUCUCAGAACCACCACCGCUUCUCUUAAUCGACCCAUUGGGAAUAACUGCCAACAUGGGAGGCUUCUACAUGCAGUACCUCGAGAGUCUUUGCCGGCGACGAGGAUGGAACGACCCUUCUUACGAGUGUUACCGCGAUCACAGCGGCUACACCUGCUUGGUUCUGGUCAACGGACGCGAGUACCAGACGGAUCUCGCGUAUCAAUCCGACUCGUUGGCCCAGGAAAACGCCGCCAUGCGUGCCUUCAUGGUGUGCCGCAACUUCUCCGUCAACGGCGGCAUGCUGGCUCGCAAUGGCAUCGUUCAGGGGCUUCCGGCCACUGAGCCUGCUCGCCGCUCCAAGAAGAGCCGCUACACAUCAUCCAGUCACAGCUCGCGAGACAGCCACCGUCGAUCUGGUCACCAUUCGAGCAGCAGCUCUACGGCCUCUUUCGACUAA